AUGUCAGCAUCAAACAAAGAGAAUAAUAUUACUGAUCAUGGAUCACGGAAGCCAAGAUCCGGCAGGGGAGGAACAGCACGACAGGAACGGAGGGCCUCCCAGGUCGUCAUCCAGCGAAAUCCCUGCGAUUUGCUAACAAGAAAAGACGAAGUCACGUUGAAACUAAAGGAUAGCAAGAAAGUUGGUACAUGGAAUGUCCGAAGUUUAUUCCAAGCCGGCAAAGUGGACAGUGUUAUUAACGAGAUGCAAAGACUAGUUGUCGAUAUCCUUGGGUGCAGCGAAGUAAGAUGGCCCAACUAUGGACAAUGUAGAAUAAAUGACCACACAGUGUACUACUCCGGAGAUACAUCGACUGGAAAUAAGAACGGAGUGGCUAUAAUAGUAAACAGAGAAGUUGAGAGAUGCGUACUCGGCUUUAUAGGAAUUUCAGAUAGAGUGGCAAUACUCAAAGUUAAUGCCAAACCAUUCAACAUGAACAUCAUUCAAACCUAUGCUCCAACCUCGGAAAGUUCAGAACAGGAACUCUAUGAACAACUCAAAAUGGCCCUAAAUCAUACCAAAAAACAAGAACUGAAUAUCAUAAUGGGGGAUUUCAAUGCCAAAAUAGGCAAAGGGACUGUAGACACGACAGUGGGCCAGUUUGGACUGGGAACUCGAAAUGAUAGAGGAGAUCGCCUUAUUCAGUUCUGCCAGGAAGUUGACAGUGCAGUAAUGAAUACACCAAUUACCACCUCGAAGACUUUAUACCUGGAGAUCUCCAGCUGA
Coccinella septempunctata (seven-spotted ladybird) is the source of this 765-nucleotide messenger RNA. RefSeq names its product craniofacial development protein 2-like. Gene Ontology annotation, biological process: chromatin remodeling. Gene Ontology annotation, molecular function: catalytic activity. Lineage: Eukaryota; Metazoa; Arthropoda; Insecta; Coleoptera; Coccinellidae. The record is from RefSeq and is a predicted model, not a curated record. The transcript has a single exon. Gene Ontology annotation, cellular component: nucleus. The coding region runs from base 1 to 765 and encodes 254 amino acids.